UUUUCAGACGGGAUACAAUAAUCGCUUGUAACCUGCACGGUCUCAAACAGAGUACGGAGAACAGCAACGGUCGGUAGUCGAGAUCUGUCGCGUGCACAGAAGAACCACACUAGAACCGAACUGGAAAAAAAAAAAAGAGAAAGAGAAAACGGAGCCUUUGUUUUCAGAAGCAGCGGGGAGCCGAACCAGAGGAAAAGAUGAGUUUUCUGCCAUACUUCUCCGCUGAGACCUGGACCCUCCUGGCCCUCCUCAUCACCCUCAUUGUAGUGUAUGGGUACUGGCCCUAUGGUGUGUUCACUAAGAUGGGUAUCCCUGGUCCCAAACCCCUACCUUACUUUGGCACAAUGAUGGAGUAUAAAAAGGGUUUCACUAACUUUGACACAGAGUGCUUUCAGAAGUAUGGGAAAAUCUGGGGGAUCUAUGAUGGGAGGCAGCCUGUUCUGUGUAUCAUGGACAAAAGCAUGAUCAAGACCGUCCUGAUUAAAGAGUGUUACAACAUCUUCACCAACCGCAGAAACUUCCAUCUGAAUGGCGAGCUGUUUGAUGCGGUGUCCGUUGCCGAGGACGAUACAUGGAGAAAGAUCCGCAGUGUCCUCUCACCUUCCUUUACCUCUGGACGACUAAAAGAGAUGUUUGGUAUCAUGAAGCAGCACUCUUCUACCCUGCUAAGCGGAAUGAAGAAGCAGGCAGAUAAAGACCAGACCAUCGAACUGAAGGAGUUCUUUGGGCCCUACAGUAUGGAUGUGGUCACCAGCACAGCCUUCAGUGUGGACAUUGACUCUCUGAACAACCCUUCAGACCCCUUUGUCUCCAACGUCAAGAAGAUGCUCAAGUUUGACCUGUUCAACCCACUGUUCCUCCUAGUCGCUUUGUUUCCCUUCACUGGUCCUAUCAUGGAGAAGAUGAAGUUUUCUUUCUUCCCGACUGCGGUGACAGACUUCUUUUACGCCUCGCUGGCUAAGAUCAAAUCUGGACGUGACACUGGGAACUCAACUAGUCGGGUGGAUUUCUUACAACUGAUGAUCGACUCUCAGAAAGGCAGCGACACAAAGACAGGAGAGGAACAGACUAAAGGACUGACUGAUCAUGAGAUCUUGUCUCAAGCCAUGAUCUUCAUCUUCGCCGGCUACGAGACCAGCAGCAGUACUAUGAGUUUCCUGGCCUAUAACCUGGCAACCAACCCCCACACCAUGACCAAACUGCAGGAGGAGAUAGAUACUGUGUUCCCCAACAAGGCUCCAAUCCAGUACGAAGCUCUGAUGCAGAUGGACUAUUUGGACUGUGUGUUGAACGAGUCUCUGAGACUGUACCCCAUCGCCCCGCGACUGGAGAGGGUCGCCAAGAAGACGGUGGAGAUCAACGGCAUCGUCAUCCCCAAAGACUGCGUUGUCCUGGUUCCCACGUGGACCCUCCAUCGUGACCCAGAGAUCUGGUCCGACCCUGAGGAGUUCAAACCAGAGAGGUUCAGUAAGGAGAACAAGGAGUCUAUUGAUCCGUACACGUACAUGCCGUUUGGGGCGGGGCCCAGGAACUGUAUCGGGAUGCGCUUCGCCCUGAUCAUGAUCAAACUGGCCAUGGUCGAGAUCCUCCAGAGUUUCACUUUCUCCGUCUGCGACGAGACCGAGAUCCCGUUGGAGAUGGACAUCCAGGGUCUGCUGAUGCCAAAACGACCAAUCAAACUGAGGCUGGAGCCCCGUAGCAACACCCCUAGCAACACCACCGCCACCUCUCCAACAACAUGACCGAAUGCAGGAGCACCCUACCCUGGAGUACCCUUCUCUCUCUCUCUAUCUCUCUCUCUCUCUCUCUAUCUCUCUCUCUCUCUCUCUAUCUCUCUCUCUCCCCCUCUCUCCCCCCUACACACAAAAGGGCUAUA
Molecule: messenger RNA, 1876 nt
Organism: Salvelinus namaycush (lake trout)
Lineage: Eukaryota; Metazoa; Chordata; Actinopteri; Salmoniformes; Salmonidae
Product: cytochrome P450 3A27
Exons: 13
Coding region: 198-1742 (514 amino acids)
Molecular function (GO): steroid hydroxylase activity; iron ion binding; heme binding
Source: RefSeq, a predicted model, not a curated record